UUUCCCAAUUUGCUCCAUUUCUCCAAGUGUGCUUUGAGAAUUCCAAUUGAAUAGCCGCAAUGCGUCAAAUGUUUUUUUAAUACGUACGUAAUCUGAAUCACAAUAAACAACAUAUAAAAGGCUUUACUUUUUCUUGUCAGUCACACAUCACAUUCUUUUCUGGUUAAGGAAGGUUCAUUCUACAAACAAAAUGCUUUCUUUCAAAUCUAUCGUACUCGUCGCUGCGGCGUUCCUCUCCACUGAAGCAAGCGUGGUUCCUGCUCCAUUAGUUGCUCCGGCUCAUGUGGGUUACGCUCACGCUGUGCCCCAGAAUGUUCCUCCAUACGCUUCUCAAAUUAACAUCGAGAGUCGGGCAAUCAACGGCUUAGUGCCUGCAGGUGUUGCUGCCCCAUUCGCUGCACCUUUAGCUGCACCAGCUGCUUACGCCGCACCAGCACAUUACGCCGCGCCUUACGCAUCAUACGUUGCAGGACCAGCUCCUCUAUACUCAUCUUAUGCCGCUCCUUAUGCUCUACCCGGUCCCUUUGCCCCAGCUGCAUAUGCUGCUUCUUAUCCUUAUGCUGGAGCUGCCCCAUUAGUCCGAUCCCCCUACGGUUUCGCCCCAGCGUUCGUACGAUAGUUUGUAAGAAAACAUCUUGAACCUUCCCAAAGACUUAUCAUUAGUUUAAGACUUUUGUACCUUAUGAAAUUAAAUAAAUAAUUUUUGUAAUA
Colias croceus (clouded yellow) is the source of this 711-nucleotide messenger RNA. RefSeq names its product cuticle protein 16.5-like (gene CPH19). The record is from RefSeq and is a predicted model, not a curated record. Bases 191 to 619 code for a protein of 142 amino acids. The transcript is spliced from 2 exons. NCBI's taxonomy places the organism in Eukaryota, Metazoa, Arthropoda, Insecta, Lepidoptera, Pieridae.